Molecule: messenger RNA, 315 nt
Organism: Miscanthus lutarioriparius
Lineage: Eukaryota; Viridiplantae; Streptophyta; Magnoliopsida; Poales; Poaceae
Source: the annotation of a GenBank genome assembly
AUGGAGGGCGCCAAUGGAGUUGGCGGGUUGGAGAGCGAGCGGAAGCCACUGUCGGAGGUGGUCGGCGACUGCGUCCAGUGCUGGUUCCAGGACGCGUACAAGGAGGCGCGCAAAGGGGACAUCGCCAGCCAGGUGCUUGUAGCGCAGAUGUUCUUCUCGGGUUAUGGGACCCCCAAGAACGAGUACAAGGGAAAACAAUGGAUGGAUAGGGCAUCAAGGUUCAGGUCUUCAGCUUUGAGGGUUGGCAGGAAACGUCCAGGAUACAAUGCAAGUGACUCAGACUCUGAUGAUGAAAAUGAUGACGCCAACCAAUAA